AUGGGUAAGAAGGUAUCUAAAAAUUCAAGAGCUUCUCGUCGCUUCGAAGCGCUUGACACUGAAGCUCAAACUUUGGCUCAGCUUCCUCGUGCCCAAAACGUGGAUGUCACCAACAAGCUCAUAAGGACAGCGUCUAAGAGCGAGAGACUUCUGGACGCCAAGAUGAAGAAAAAAGAGAGAUCCGGGAAGAAGGUGGGUAAAAAAGACACCAAGAAGAGUGCUUUGGAAAAUCUCGACAGCGAUAGAGUUGCCAGAGCUUUGAAUAUCACAAGCAGACUCGAUGGGAAAGUGGAAAAGGCAACGGCAAGAGCCAAAUACGUACAGGGAGCUCGAAAAGCCGGGUGGGACAGCACCAACGAAAGUAUCAGACGAGCUCUCGCGAAGAAAGUCACCGAAGGAGCAGAUCAACAGAACUCCGAAACUCACGCGGACGACGACGAUGCCGACGCCGCCUCGCAGGACGACCAAGAAACGGGAACCGAGCUCUCACAGAAACCAACUUUGUCGAACCAGAACUUGUUUGGCCUUUUGACGGACGAUGUAGAAGCUUAG
Messenger RNA from Lachancea lanzarotensis, 552 nucleotides. It is a transcript of the gene ECM1, whose product is annotated as LALA0S14e01640g1_1. The transcript has a single exon. Gene Ontology annotation, cellular component: preribosome, large subunit precursor; nucleolus. Lineage: Eukaryota; Fungi; Ascomycota; Saccharomycetes; Saccharomycetales; Saccharomycetaceae. Gene Ontology annotation, biological process: ribosomal large subunit export from nucleus. Bases 1 to 552 code for a protein of 183 amino acids. The record is from RefSeq and is a predicted model, not a curated record.